This is a messenger RNA of Centropristis striata (black sea bass), 2391 nucleotides long. It is a transcript of the gene flot1a, whose product is annotated as flotillin 1a. Bases 173 to 1447 code for a protein of 424 amino acids. The transcript is spliced from 13 exons. Lineage: Eukaryota; Metazoa; Chordata; Actinopteri; Perciformes; Serranidae. Gene Ontology annotation, cellular component: plasma membrane. Gene Ontology annotation, biological process: positive regulation of cell junction assembly; regulation of receptor internalization; protein localization to plasma membrane. The record is from RefSeq and is a predicted model, not a curated record.
UUGGCUGCAUCAGCUGGCUGCAUCAGCUGGUGUCUGACGGGAAUAAACAUAACCUGGGAUACAAUUACAUUAAUUUUAACCAAGACAGACCACCACUUAUUCCGCCAUUUUCACCCUACUCUAACUAAACCACAUCGUUAUAUACUAACCGUCUGAAAGAGGAUCAGCAAACAUGUUCUACACCUGUGGUCCCAACGAGGCUAUGGUGGUGUCAGGGUGCUGCCGUUCUCCUCCACUGAUGAUUCCUGGAGGCCGAGUGUUUGUCAUCCCGUGCAUCCAGCAGCUCCAGAGGAUUUCCCUGAACACUCUGACUCUGAAUGUGAAGAGCGAUAAAGUCUACACCCGUCACGGGGUGCCCAUCUCCGUCACCGGGAUAGCACAGAUGAAGAUCCAAGGCCAGAAUAAACAGAUGCUGGCUGCAGCCUGCCAAAUGUUCAUGGGGAAGUCAGAGCCCGAGAUCGCUCAGAUCGCCUUGGAGACGCUGGAGGGACACCAGCGGGCCAUCAUCGCCCACCUGACUGUCGAGGAGAUCUACAAGGACAGAAAGAAGUUCUCGGAGCAGGUUUUUAAAGUGGCUUCUUCUGAUCUGGUCAACAUGGGCAUCAGCGUGGUCAGCUACACGCUCAAAGAUGUUCACGAUGACCAGGAUUAUCUGCAUUCACUGGGGAAGGCUCGAACAGCCCAGGUUCAGAAAGACGCUCGCAUUGGAGAGGCCAAGAACAAGAGAGACGCUGUGAUCAGGGAGGCCCAUGCAAUGCAGGAGAAAGUCUCGGCUCAGUACAAGAAUGAGAUCGACAUGGCAAAAGCCCAGAGGGACUACGAGCUGAAGAAGGCAGCCUAUGACAUUGAGGUCUACACUAAGAAGGCUGAGUCAGAGAUGGCCUACCAGCUGCAGGUAGCGAAGACGAAGCAACGUAUCGAGGAAGAGAAGAUGCAGGUCCAGGUGGUUGAGCGGACGCAGCAAAUCAUGCUGCAGGAGCAGGAGAUCACCCGCAGGGAGAAGGAGCUGGAGGCCAAGGUGAAGAAACCUGCGGAGGCUGAGAAGUACCGCCUGGAGAAACUGGCUGAGGCUCAACGUCUUAAGUUGAUCAUGGAGGCGGAGGCUGAAGCCGAGUCCAUUAGAAUUAAAGGUGAGGCUGAGGCGUUUGCCGUGGAGGCCAAGGGUCGCGCCGAGGCAGAGCAGAUGGCGAAGAAGGCAGAGGCGUUCCAGCAGUACAAAGAUGGAGCCAUGGUGGACAUGCUGCUGGAGAAACUGCCUCUGAUGGCAGAAGAGAUCAGCAAACCUCUGUGUGAAGCCACCAAGGUUACCAUGGUGUCCAGUGGAGGCGGGGAGGUGGGCGCAGCCAAACUGUCAGGAGAGGUGCUGGACAUCAUGGUCCGCCUCCCCGCCGCUGUGGAGAGGCUGACCGGGGUCAACAUCUCCCAGGUGACGUCUCGUACAGGCUGAAGAGAAUCAACCGGUCUGACAUCCAGGCAGAUCCCCACCCCGCCCCCCUCUCUCUGAACAGCUGCCUGGACUCUUUGCAUGAGUCUGCAAACUCCUCUACUCCCGUUUUCUGUGAAAGUCGACAUCUUCUCAUCAUUCUUUUUCCUUUAUUUGUUAAUGGGUUGUUAAUAUUUUGGUAUGUGAUACCCGGGCCUGUCGGGCUAAAUUACUGUGAUCUUUCAGCUACUGUUACAGUUGUAGUUUCAGCUAUUUGUUUCUAUAUAAUUGCCAUGUUUAGUGGUAAUGCAAUAUUUCCCACAUAUUUUUAAAUGUUGGGCCUGUGACUGAAUUCACAUUUGAUUAACCAGAUCUCAAAUUACAUCAAAUCUAGCAACAAAUGUAACAGUAGCCUCCAUUUGUUCCGUACUUUUUAAUUAAUUUAAUCUUUGCCUUCAUACUACUUGUCUACUUUAUUCUAAUGUCUUUAACUGUCUCCCUUUGUGUGACCCUCUCCCUGCAGUCUGUGUUUACCUUUUAAUGUCUCCUCCAUAACUGCCUGCCCACUGCCUUGCUGCCAAGCCUUAAGUGCAUCUUAACAUGAGCGUUUAACACAAACACACAUUCAAAACCUUAAUUUGCUAAUAUUACUAAUAUUAGAUAGUCUAUUACUGGACACAAAACACACAAUGGUGACAAACUAAUAGUUAAUCAAACUUGUGACACCAUCUUUACAUCUGCACGGCAUUACUAUGUAUUGUUUUUAUAUAUCUUAUAUCUGUCAUUAUAUAUAUCAGUCAUUGUUUUCUUUUUUGUGUGUUCUCUAUCCACUCUGAUGUCACCUGGUCUUGUCCCUCUGAAUCACUUUGAGGAUUGUAGGAAGAUAAUUUUCUGGGAGACUCUUUGCUUAAGGCGUACUAGUAUAAUUCAUUAAAAAGCUGUCCACUCUUUUUCUUUUUGACUUUAAA